Messenger RNA from Acanthochromis polyacanthus (spiny chromis), 938 nucleotides. RefSeq names its product myosin, light chain 12, genome duplicate 1 (gene myl12.1). The coding region runs from base 63 to 581 and encodes 172 amino acids. NCBI's taxonomy places the organism in Eukaryota, Metazoa, Chordata, Actinopteri, Pomacentridae. The transcript has 4 exons. Gene Ontology annotation, cellular component: cytoplasm. Gene Ontology annotation, molecular function: calcium ion binding. The record is from RefSeq and is a predicted model, not a curated record.
GAAAAAGCAGCACCGGGCUAGCUGACGAGAAUUUAGCUGUUGUACGAAAUAAAACAUUCACAAUGUCUAGCAAAAGGGCUAAGGGAAAGACCACGAAGAAGCGCCCUCAGCGCGCAACUUCCAAUGUCUUCGCCAUGUUUGACCAGUCUCAGAUUCAGGAGUUCAAGGAGGCCUUCAACAUGAUCGACCAGAACCGUGAUGGGUUUGUGGACAAAGAGGAUCUUCACGACAUGCUGGCUUCACUGGGAAAGAACCCAACUGACGAGUACCUGGAGGCCAUGAUGAAUGAAGCUCCUGGACCCAUCAACUUCACCAUGUUCCUCACCAUGUUUGGAGAAAAGCUCAAUGGCACAGACCCUGAGGAUGUGAUCAGAAAUGCAUUUGCUUGCUUUGAUGAGGAGGGGACAGGUUUCAUCCAGGAAGAUUACCUCAGAGAGCUGCUCACAACAAUGGGUGACCGGUUUACAGAUGAGGAGGUGGACGAGCUCUUCAGGGAGGCUCCCAUUGACAAGAAGAGUAACUUCAACUACGUGGAGUUCACACGCAUCUUAAAGCACGGUGCCAAGGAUAAGGACGAUUAAAGACCAGCGUUUUCCUCUGACUCCCCUCCGCCUCUCUGCCGUCAGCUAGAUCACCGUUGCUGCAUGUCUCAACUCUCCAGUAAAAACUCAGUUUUACACAAACCAAAGCAAUAACUAUCCACUCUGUUUGCUGUGAACUUCCAGUACUGCCAAAUUUCCACAUUUCUGAUGAGAAGAAGUUUUUUCAUGUAAAGAUGUGAAGUGGCAGCACUUUGGAAGCUCUAAGGGAUAAAUCUUUGCAACUCAUGUGAUCCGGUUUAGCUGAAUUUUUACAUUUUAUAAUAUAAACUUUUUAAAUAAAGCCCUCUAUCAAGUUGUACUUUGCUGUUUCCCUUCCAUAAAUGACAACUGAAAUAA